AUGCUACCCCGUCACGGUUCGACUCCCGCUUGGGGUGUUGAUAAGACCGAUGCGAGGUCGAAACUGCAGUCCGCUGGCGCCUGGAUGAGAGAACUUUUGGGAAAUGGAAACAUCAGCUCUACUCAUAUUAUUGUGCGCAAAUUCAUCACCUCAAACGAUAUAGGGCGAAUACAUUACAUAUAUGACCGCCUGACCGCCCGACCAACCGAACAACCAACCACAUCCACUCAGCUAUUAGAAGGGUUUUCAUGGACCCCUUAUUUUCGAAUUGGGACUAAAAUGAUGCAACCCAACGCUCCUGCCUGCAUCUACAGCCCACUGGAACUUGAACUAAUCUUUUGA
This is a messenger RNA of Protopolystoma xenopodis, 342 nucleotides long. The record is from the annotation of a GenBank genome assembly. Lineage: Eukaryota; Metazoa; Platyhelminthes; Monogenea; Polystomatidea; Polystomatidae.